GUGUGUGCGUGCGUGCGUGCGUGCGUGCGUUCGUGUGUGCGUGCGUGCGUGCGGUCGUGCGUGUGUGUGGGUUGGCGUCUCAGGGCCCUCUUGAGAGCGGCUUGGCCACACUUUGUGCCGCUGAGGAUGCUGUGAAGGCGCCUGGGGGAGGAGCAAUGCACACAGGCGGAUGCGAGGAGGAUCCGCACUGGUUGCAGAUGCCGAAUUCCCCUGUGGCACGUCAGCCAUUCGAUGCACGCGCAUUCUUCAUGGUAUGCGCUCCAACUGUCGGCAGUGCUGCUUUGGUGGGCCCUGGUCAAAAGGAAGACCGGCAAUCACCUGUAUUCGCUGUGCUCCUCGAGCGUCAUCACUCGGCCAUCGUGGCUUUCGCGCCACCAUCUCCUUCUGCUUGUCUCGCAUAAGCGGCACAUCUUCGUCGCACUCCCGGUGGCUCUGGCGGCCGGCACGCUCGCAGGUCAGCACGCAUUGGUUCGUCUUCUCGCUGCGCUGGUGGUGUCCCUGUACCACCUGACCGAGAGCAGCCACACCAACAGGCAUGGCGAGUACCCAAUGCUGUACACGUCGUGGGCAAUGGUCCUGCCGGACAGCCUUGCGCACGCUGCGAGCAUGGGCGUCGCGAUUCAUUUUGUGCUUUCCUGUGGGAUCGCCAAGUGCAUCGUCGGCGGAGCAAAGGAGUGGGUGUGCGGCGGCACGAUGAGCACUUACUUAAACGUGUACGGCCAGUCGACCACCAGCAAGCCGCUCCUCCGCGGCCUGAACCGGUGGCUGGCCUGUCGCGCGAGCGUCUGGAUCGGCCUCGGCACGCUCCUGCUCGAGUGCGUGGCAGUGCCGCUCACACUGCUGCUGCCUUGCGCGCGCUCGCGCUCCGUCAUCGGGCUCUGGGGCAUGGUUGGGCUGCACGUUGGCAUCGCGCUCGGCAUGUCUCUCAACGUCGGGCUGGUCUUCCUGACGACGCUGCCGACGUACGUGCACGGCUUCUCCUGCGACGCCCGCGUGGGCUCGGCGGAGUGGUGGCUCGCUGCCGGCGUGGCGCUGCUGCCGAGUGCGCUGGCGCUGGCGCGCGGGCGGCAGCUCGCAGAGGACUGGCCCUGCACGCCCUGCUCGCUGUUCAUGUGGUCCGGCGCACAGGCCGAGCGGCUCUCGCGGCUCACGAUGACGGGCACGACGCGCCUUGUCCUCGCCACCCGCCGCACCGCGCAGGCGCACCCAGGCCUCGUCGGCGCGCUCGUCCUGCACCACGGCGGCUCUGGCGCCUUUGGCACGAAGGGCGCCCCGGCCAGCCCGGCCGUGCACGACGCCGUCCUGCGCGCCACUGGCUUCACGCUGCUGCACGACAACCUCGUGGGCGCGUUCGACCUGGCAGCUGAGGAUCUCCCCGGCGCGGGCGGCAGUGCGCCAGAGGCCGCGGAGCUGCAGAUGAUGCGGCGGCUGCUGCGGCGGCUGGAGCGGUGGCUCGCGCGCGAGCAGAGGCUCCUCGAGGCCGAGAGCGCGACUGCGCUCGAGCGGGCGUAUUUUGUGGAACUGGAUGGCGGGGGAACGAGGGUCGCGAAGGUCCUGGCAGACGGCGGCGCGUGAGCGACAGCAGGCCGCAGAGGAGUGCGGUCGGGAGCUCUGGCGCAGCGUGUCGCGCCACCUGUGCUGGCAUCUGGCCCACCACGCUUCGGCGCUACACGCUGAUCACUUCCGAGUCCCUACACAUGCUUCAUCUCUAAUUCCUCG
This is a messenger RNA of Prorocentrum cordatum, 1719 nucleotides long. NCBI's taxonomy places the organism in Eukaryota, Dinophyceae, Prorocentrales, Prorocentraceae. The record is from the annotation of a GenBank genome assembly.